GAAAUGAUUCAGUCCACUGAGCCUGGGAGCACGCUUUACAGUGAUCCCACCCCAUCUCUGUCGGUGCUCCGCCCUUAAAUUGGGCAGCAUCAUGGCACCACGAUCCAUCAUCGCAUCGGCACUCCUCUCUGCAAAGCCAGCCAUCGGAGGAGAAGGAGAGCUUUUGGGCUUUUUGGGGGUGGGUGGUGCGCCAUGGGGGAGGUGAAGCACCUGUGCCUGGUGAGGUUCAAGGAGGGCGUCGUGGUGGAGGACGUCCUCAAAGGCAUGACCGACCUUGUCGCCCAGAUGGACAUGGUCAAAUCCUUCGAGUGGGGCCAGGACGUGCUGAAUCAGGAGAUGCUGACGCAGGGCUUCACGCACGUCUUCUCGCUCACCUUCGCCUCCGCCGACGACCUCACCACCUACAUGGGCCACGACAAGCACGCCGCGUUCGCCGCCACGUUCAUGGCCGCGCUCGAGAAGGUGGUCGUCAUCGACUUCCCCGUCGUCAUCGCCAAGCCACCGCCAUCGGCAUGAUCGACCUGCCACAGCAUCUGUCGGCCAUUGUACGGUGCCUUUUCAGGUAGCAGAUCAUCGUCUAUUUGCAACGGUGAUGUACUGCGUGUCUAAGUACGUAUGUACUAAGCUCCUUAUUACCACUUGUUCUGCUAUAUGUCCUGCACUCUAGGACGUCUAUUGUAGGCUGUAGCUGUAAGGCAAAGAUAUCUACACCGUACCGUACGUGCAGCACUCCGUGUUCAAGGCCCUAUUGGUUGGUUAACUUUGGAAUAAAUUUCGGUGAUCUUUCUGGUAGCA
Molecule: messenger RNA, 795 nt
Organism: Panicum virgatum (switchgrass)
Lineage: Eukaryota; Viridiplantae; Streptophyta; Magnoliopsida; Poales; Poaceae
Product: stress-response A/B barrel domain-containing protein At5g22580-like
Exons: 2
Coding region: 193-516 (107 amino acids)
Source: RefSeq, a predicted model, not a curated record